GCGGCUGCAGCACAGUCCUUGUUGCGCGCCUCCCGCGAUUUGCCGUCGAAGAGCGAUUGGCGUGUCCAAAUCCGAUCGUCUCGAAUCGAUCCAUUUUUUUCGGCUUUUGAUUACGCCUCAACGCAAGCACGCAUACUCAGUAAAGCCCGUGUCAAGGAACAACAACUAUGAGCUUCCUCUAUCAGGGUUUGAUCCCACACACCACCCCUCGUCUGCUUCCGGCUAGUAGGUCGCGAAAAUUGACGCCCAAGCGGUUUGAUUCUGUCACUUUCCAUGAUCGCACUUCAGAAAGACGACUGUCAGUUGCCAUGUCCCGACCCCAUGCUGGCGGCCCUGUUGUGCCCCGUCAGGAUGCUGCUGAUCCGUUCGGCCUGCUGCUUCGCGAGCGAAUCGUUUUUCUUGGGAACCAAGUUGACGAUUUCACUGCAGAUGCUGUAAUCAGUCAGUUGCUCUUACUCGAUGCUCAAGAUCCGAAAAAGGACAUCAAACUUUUCAUAAAUUCCCCCGGGGGAUCAGUCACUGCUGGUAUGGGAAUUUAUGAUGCGAUGCAAAUGUGUCGGGCUGAUGUAAGCACGGUCUGCAUGGGACUUGCAGCUUCCAUGGGCGCAUUUCUCCUCACGUCCGGCGCACGAGGGAAACGACUAUCCAUGCCAAAUGCCCGGAUAAUGAUUCACCAGCCCCUGGGUGGAGCAUCAGGCCAAGCUGUUGAUAUUGAAAUUCAGGCAAAGGAAAUCAUGUAUCAUAAAGCAAAUCUCAAUCGCUUGAUGGCAUUUCACACCGGUCAAGACGUGAAGCAGAUCGAUGAGGAUACUGAUAGAGAUAGGUACAUGUCCCCAUUAGAGGCGAAGAACUAUGGAAUAAUUGACGAGAUUAUCGGAGGGGAUGACGCUGGUCUCAAAAUUGAAGGAGAACCGCAGCAGUACCUUAAAACUAAGGCUUCAUACAUAUCGUGGGGAGAUGAAAUCGAUACCUUACAAUAGACCAAAAGUGGGAGAUGUAUCUCAGUGAGAACUUUUAUUCUUUCUCACGUGAGGCUAGUUUGAUUUUACUGCGGCAUUAACUUUUACUUGUAUGGGCGUUGUUUCACUUUGUACCGCAACGAGCCUUUAAAUGAGGAAGAAAAAUAUCACAAAGUUCAAAAAC
Messenger RNA from Micromonas commoda, 1143 nucleotides. RefSeq names its product endopeptidase clp chloroplast precursor (gene CLP1). Bases 168 to 980 code for a protein of 270 amino acids. The record is from RefSeq and is a predicted model, not a curated record. Gene Ontology annotation, molecular function: serine-type endopeptidase activity; ATPase binding; ATP-dependent peptidase activity. Gene Ontology annotation, cellular component: endopeptidase Clp complex. Lineage: Eukaryota; Viridiplantae; Chlorophyta; Mamiellophyceae; Mamiellales; Mamiellaceae. The transcript is spliced from 2 exons. Gene Ontology annotation, biological process: protein quality control for misfolded or incompletely synthesized proteins.